Molecule: messenger RNA, 2376 nt
Organism: Camelina sativa (false flax)
Lineage: Eukaryota; Viridiplantae; Streptophyta; Magnoliopsida; Brassicales; Brassicaceae
Source: RefSeq, a predicted model, not a curated record
AUGGCAAGUGCGGAAGCCAUAGCAUAUGCAAAAUGGAGGAUGUUAGCUGAUAUCGAAGAGCGUUUUCUGCAACAGAAGGCAAAGCUACAUUGGCUUAAGACAGGUGAUCAAAACAAUAUAGCUUUCCAUUCCUCAGCAAAGCUACGCGAGAUGAAGAACAACAUUAAGGAGAUUCACUGUGAUGAUGGGAGAGUGGCUGACACACAUGAUCGCAUCAAGUUUGAGGCUGAGAGGUAUUUCAAAACUUUCCUCAACUAUUCUCCUGCAGACUAUGUCGAAUGUUCAAAGGAGGAACUGGCCGACAUCCUCGAUUACAAAUGUGACGAGCAUGAUAAAAACAUUCUUACCAGGGAGGCAUCCUGGUCUGUGGUGGGUGAGGAUUGUGCUGUUGCUAUCCAGUCUUUCUUCCAGACUGGUUUUCUGCCAAAAGGGGUUAACUCUACUAUUUUAGCUUUAAUCCCCAAGAAGAAGGAGGCUCGAACUAUGAAAGAUUAUAGACCCAUAUCAUGCUGUAAUGUGCUAUAUAAAAUCAUCUCAAAGAUCCUUGCGAAUAGGCUCAAGCUCAUCCUGCCCAAGUUCAUUUCCUCUAACCAGUCUGCUUUCAUUAAGGACAGAUUGUUGAUGGAAAAUAUUCUCCUUGCAACUGAACUUGUGAAAGAUUACCAUAAGGACUCUGUUUCACCAAGAUGUGCAAUGAAGAUCGAUAUAUCGAAAGCUUUUGACUCAGUGCAGUGGGGUUUUCUCCUUAACACAAUGCAUGCUUUGGAAUUCCCGGACACCUAUAUCCAUUGGAUCCGAACCUGUAUCACAUCUGCUUUGUUCUCUGUACAGGUCAACAGUGAGCUAGCAGGCUAUUUCGGUAGCAAACGGGGGUUGCGUCAAGGUUGCUCCUUAAGCCCCUACAUGUUUGUGAUAUGCAUGAAUGUUCUCUCACGCCGAUUGGAUAGGGCUGCUUUACACAAGAAGUUUGGUUUUCAUCCAAAUUGUCAAUCUCUAAACUUAACCCAUCUAUGCUUCGCUGACGACCUAAUGGUUUUUAUAGAUGGUAAAAAGCAGUCGAUUGAAGGUGUUUUGGAGGUGUUCACAGAUUUUGCGACACAUUCAGGCCUGCAUAUCAGUAUCGAGAAGUCCACUCUUUACAUGGCUGGAGUCUCUCCAGAACAUAAAGAGGAGAUACUCAACCAAUUCCCAUUUGAAUAUGGAAGACUUCAGCUCUUACAGUCGGUUAUAUUCAGCCUCACAAAUUUCUGGAUCUCUGCUUUUAGACUUCCAAAGGCAUGCGUCAAGGAAAUUGACAAACUCUGUUCUGCUUUCUUGUGGGAUGUACCCUCUUUAAAUCCUAAGAAAGCAAAGGUUGCUUGGUCAGAUGUUUGCUUGCCUAAGAAGGAAGGAGGCUUAGGCUUACGUUCCAUCGAAGAAGCGAACAAAGUCUGUAUUCUCAAGUUGAUUUGGCGGAUCUUGUCUGCUAAAGGUUCGUUAUGGGUGAAUUGGGUUCAUCGACAUCUCAUUCGGACUGGUUCUUUCUGGGCAGAGCAGAACACCACCACGACAGGUUCUUGGAUUUGGAGGAAGCUCCUAAAAUACAGAACCAUAGCGAAACAGUUCUAUCGAGUGCAGGUCCGUAAUGGAGAAUCCACCUCUUUUUGGUUCGACAAUUGGUGUAGUUUGGGCAGUCUACAUGAGCAACUUGGAGACAGAGGUUCCAUUGCUCUUGGGAUCCCGCUAUCAAGUACAGUAGCAGAGGUCAUGGCAGAGACCAGGCAGAGGAGACAUAGACAAGCUGUGUUAAAUCAGAUAGAGGAAGAGAUUUUGAAGCAUAAACUUAGUCAAAAUGUGGAGGGGAGGAUGAAGCUCUCUGGAAAGGGCGCAACAAUGGCUACCGCAAGAAAUUCCUCACAAGCGACACAUGGUCCCUUAUUCGAGUUCCUCAUCCUACUUUUGAGGGGCACAAAACUAAGCACCGGAGAUAAACUGCAACGAUGGAAUACGGGGGCUCACACAGGUUUUGUCCUCUGUAACCACCCGCUAGAAACUACUGCACAUCUCUUCUUCCAGUGUCCGUUUUCACAACGAAUCUGGGAGGCUCUCGUGAAGAAGCUACUACUCCAUAAGUUUACAAUCGACUGGCAAGCGAUCAUGACUUUGCUUGGAGGUGUGGAGAUUGACAAGACCACGAAGUUUAUUACCGGUUAUGCGUUCCAGAACACCAUACAUUCGAUAUGGCUAGAAAGAAAUGCUCGUCGUCAUGGAGACCAACCUGCUACAGAGGAGAGACUAGUAAAGCUCAUUGACAAAAAUAUUUGCAAUCGACUUAGCACUCUUCGGAAUGGAGAGGAUACCACCAUCCAAACUUGGUUUGCUGCAAGAUUCUACUAA